AGGACGACUCUUCCAGCUCUCUCUCUGCUUACCACAGCGCCCUCUCCUUCUCCAGCGGCAGCAACAGGGAGACUGGCAGUCAGGAGAGCCAACGGGAAAGUGGGAUUGCUCCCUAAAUCCUCCAAUCAAGUGAAGCUUUAGCUCCAAGCGACAUCCUCGCUUAGGCAGGGUAUCUUGUGUGGAAGAAAUGCUGAGUGCAGGAUAUCUAUGUCUUGGAAGGGACGUUCGAGCCUGCAUCAGUUAAGUGAGGUGGGCGAAGGAAGCAGCAGUAAUAGCCCCCAACCCUGAAGUGCGGAAAGGUGAAUGGGAAUGUUUAUUCGCUGAAGAGAUAGUUAAGAGUACGUCUUGCAAGUGUGUUGUUGCCUGAUGCAUCAUUUAUUGUGAUUAUAAAAAGAAGCUAGAAUACUGAGAGUACACAACAGCAUGGACACAGAACGGUUUCCUCCACUGCCACCACCUGAAGUUUUAGAAAAUGAAUUAACAACCGGCGUUGCUAAUGAAGAAGGAGAAGAAGAAGAGGAAGGAGAGCAGUUUGACUUCGAUAGUGGAGAUGAAAUUCCAGAAGCAGACAGACAGACUAUUGUGCCAUCUAAUUCAGAGUCUAAGAAUAAUGCAGAACAGGAAGAGAUGAGUUCUACAGGGAAUGAAAAUAUAGAUGGAACUGAUAAAAUGCAGAGAGCUGAAGGCAGUGCAGUCCUACCAAGAGUAAACCCAUACUCCGUCAUAACUAUUUCACCCAUGCAAGAAAAGGAGCCAUCGUCACCACAGCCAAGUCCACAAGAUGGAAGUAUAAGCCCUAGUGUUUCGAGUGGAUAUUCUGUUCCUGUGCCCUGUGGCUAUGCUGUGCCAUCCAAUUUACCACUGAUAUUGCCAGCAUACUCUAGUCCUGUUAUAAUACGCAGUGUGUCUGUGGAUGACGAAGCAAAUGUUCACAUAGUAGCUGAAGAUUACCAUAAUUCUCAGAGUUCAGAGGAUCCCCAAAACAGUGAAGAUAAUCAGGGGACUAAAGAUGAUAAUGCCUUGGCCAAAUGGACUGCUGAUCCUGCAAACACAGACUGGAUGGAAAAUCCAGAUGAGGUAAUAUAUGAUGAUGUGCCAAGAGAAAAUUCAGACUCUGAACCAGAGGAGAUGAUAUACGAUGAUGUUGAGAAUGGAGAUGACGGUGGAAACAGCUCUCUAGAAUAUGGGUGGAGUUCGAGUGAGUUUGAAAGCUAUGAAGAACAAAGUGACUCAGAGUGUAAAAAUGGAAUGCCCAGUUCUUUUCUGCGUGGCAACCACAGAAGACAACUUUCUCAUGACCUAACCCGUUUAAAGGAGCACUAUGAGAAAAAGAUGAAAGAUUUGAUGGCAAACACGGUGGGAGCAGUAGAGAUUCAGCAACUAAAGCAAAAACAUGAGCUGAAGAUGCAAAAGCUAAUGAGGGCAGCUAGGGAAGGCACCAAAGAUGGGCUAGAAAAAACUAAAGCUGCUGUGAAGAAAGGUCGGUCAUUCAUUAGAACAAAGUCAUUUAUUAGUCAUGAUCAUAGACCCACCUGUCUGCAAGAAGAGGAGCUAUUUAUUGAUGUAGACUGUAUGCACACAGAAGCAAUUAUGACUCCUAUGCCUGAUGGAUUAUCACAACAACAGGUGGUGAGAAGAUAUAUUUUAGGUGCUGUGGUUGACAGUGAGAAAAAUUAUGUGGAUGCUCUCAAAAGGAUUCUAGAGCAAUACGAGAAGCCUCUUUCAGAGAUGGAACCCAAAUUAUUGAGUGAGAGAAAACUAAAGAUGGUGUUUUAUCGAAUUAAGGAAAUUCUUCAGUGCCAUUCAAUGUUUCAAAUAGCAUUGGCCAGUCGUGUCUCUGAGUGGGAUUCUGUCGAAAUGAUUGGAGAUGUCUUUGUUGCUUCAUUUUCUAAAUCUAUGGUGCUAGAUGCUUACAGUGAGUAUGUAAAUAAUUUUAGCACUGCUGUGGGGAUUCUCAAGAAAACAUGUGCCACAAAGCCUUCCUUCCUUGAGUUUUUAAAGCAAUGCCAAGAAUCUAGUCCUGAUAGAAUUACACUCUAUGGCUUAAUGAUGAAACCCAUACAACGCUUUCCUCAGUUCAUCUUGCUGCUGCAGGAUAUGUUGAAGAACACUACUAAAGGCCACCCUGACAGGCUGCCUCUACAGAUGGCGCUCACAGAGCUUGAAACAUUGGCAGAGAAAUUAAAUGAAAGGAAAAGGGAUGCAGAUCAGCGCUGUGAAAUAAAACAAAUCGCAAAAGCCAUGAAUGAGCGUUAUCUGAACAAGUUACUAAGCAGUGGGAACAGGUUCCUCGUACGAACCGAUGAUAUGUUAGAAACUGUUUACAAUGACAGAGGAGAAAUUGUCAAAACCAAGGAACGACGGCUGUUCAUGUUGAAUGAUGUACUAAUGUGUGCUACUGUGAAUGUCCGUUCUUCCCAUGAAAGCAGUGGUAUUGUGACUGGUGAAAGGUACUUACUAAAAUGGAGUGUGCCUCUUGGGCAUGUAGAUGUUAUAGAGUAUGGGAGCAGUGAUGGUCAAGGCGAGAACUGCAGAUUCCCUCCACAGCAUUCAUCUGAGAAUAUUGCUCUGAAUGCCAAGCCAAAUAAGCUUUAUAUGGGACCAGGGCAUCUUUACCAUGAUUUGCAGAAUCUCUUGCAUGACUUAAAUGUAGUUGGACAAAUCAGUCAACUAAUAGGCAGUCUUAAAGGAAACUACCAGAAUUUAAAUCAAUCAGUGGCACAUGAUUGGACCUCAGGUUUGCAAAAACUCAUUUUGAAAAAAGAAGAUGAAAUCAGAGCUGCAGACCGCUGUAGAAUUCAACUUCAGCUUCCAGGAAAGCAGGACAAAUCAGGACGGCCUACUUUCUUUACAGCUGUGUUCAAUACAUUUACCCCUGCCAUCAAACAAUCUUGGAUCAACAAUUUACAAAUGGCUAAACUUGCUCUAGCUGAGGAGAAUCUGCUGGGCUGGUUCUGUAUAGAUGAUGAUGGAAAUCAGAUAAAAAAAGAGAAGCAUCCUCUCCUUGUUAAGCAUAUGCCUGUGAUGAUGGCCAAACAACAGGAGUUUAAGGUUGAAUGUGCUGCUUAUAAUCCUGAACCAUUUUCAGGUGAAGAAACUGAUCCAGAUUCCCUCUCUAUAGAGCAUGGUUUUCUGUGGAUUGGCAGUUGUACUAAUCAAAUGGGCCAGAUUGCCAUUGUAUCAUUCCAAAACUCCAGUCCAAAAGUUAUUGAAUGCUUCAAUGUGGAAUCACGGAUUCUCUGCAUGGUCUACAUUCCUGAAGAGAAGAAACGUAAAGAAUCAUAUGUGCCUCCUGAGCCUGAAGAUAUGCCUGCAAAACCCUCCAGUGUGCCUACCAUUUGCCUGGGAAUGGAAGAAGGAAGCAUCUCUGUUUACAAGAGUAGUCAAGGCUCAAAGAAGAUUCGACUUCAACACUUCUUUGCCCCUGACAAAUCUACUGUCAUGAGCCUUGCAUACAAGGCCCAUCACUUGUUUGCCGGCCUCGUCAAUGGAAACAUUGCCAUCUACACAAAGUUGGAAGAUGGAACCUGGAACGCAGAGCCUCAGAAAAUAGUGAACCUGGGUGUUCUUCCAGUAAGAAGUCUCCUUGUCAUGGAAGAAACCAUCUGGGCUGCUUCCGGUGGACAAAUUUUUAUAACUAGUACCGAGACUCAUACUGUAGAGUGUCAUUUUGAAGCUCAUCAAGAGGAAGGGAUGGUGAUUUCUCAUAUGGCUGUGGCAGGAGUUGGGAUUUGGAUUGCCUUCACAUCAGGAUCUACACUUCGCCUUUUCCACACUGAAACCCUUAAGCAUCUCCAAGAUGUGAAUGUUGCUACUCUUGUUCACAAUAUGUUGUCAGGGCAGCAACGUGUUUCUGUGACCAGUCUCCUGGUUUGUCAUGGCUUGCUAUUGGUUGGAACAAAUCUGGGAAUCAUAGUAGCACUCCCUGUUCCUCGUUUGCAGGGAAUCCCCAAAGUAACUGGAAGAGGAAUGGUCUCUUACCAUGCGCAUAAUGGCCCUGUUAAGUUCCUUGUAAUGGCCUCUGUGACCAACAAGCGAAACAAAAGCAAACGAAGGCACAGUCUGAAUCGUCCUAGUUCAGGAUUGAAAGAUGAUGACCAAAAGAAAGUUGUUCACAAUGAGAGACCUAGUUCUUCUCUAAGCAACCCAAAUGACAGUGCUGUUUGGCUGGGAGGUUCAGUAGGAUCCAUUGCUCAAAAAAGUGACUUGUCUUCAUCUUCUGGAUCUCUAACUUUGUCUCAUGGAUCAAACACAACUGAGAACAGGCCUGAAGAGAGUGCCAUCUAUGAGCUUUUGAAAGAAGUCUCUCUUAACCAGAGUAAAAAACGUAGAUCCAAAGAAGGGAAGGCAAUAUCUGUCUUAGUCAUCUCUGGAGGACAGGGACACAGAAGAGUGAACAAGAAGUCUAAGCAGCAGCGACCAGAUGAACUGGUUUCAUCUGUGAUGGUAUGGCAGAUCCCACUAUUAAAGAUCUAAAAUCAUGAUACAUGGUGACUUUGUAAAAGACAUCAGCUUUCGAUGCAAGAGUCUCAAUUCAUCACGAUGAACCUUCUUCCAAAUAGAUUUCUGGUAUCAUCUGAAAAAGUUAUGGGCUAAGUGUCAAUCUUUUGCAAAGGCCUGCUCAUAUGACUAGUUGCAUUGAAGGCAAUGGGAUCGUUUGCUUGAAUAAGAUCCUAAAGAUAUCCUAACGUGCCCCUUUCAAAACUGGGUCGAAAAUGUUUGGCUCUUAAUGGAAGCUCUGCAACAGAAAACAGGGGUUUGUUUUAAGCUUUUUUUUUUUUUACAAUUUUGCCAUUAUUUACAUUCAAGUGUUAUUGCCCAGAGAACACUAAAUGAAGGGCAAGGAUCCAAUAGCAUUCCACUGGUGGAUCUUUCUUAAUUUCUUCUUAAAAAGCAAUAUAAUACAUGUGCUGUUUAUUUCACCAAACUUUUUUAGCAAUAACUGUUUCAAUAUAGUCUACUAGCUGAAUUCCAAAGUGCAUAGAUAAAAUUUGUAACAUAUUUCCUCAAGAAAGUGUCAGACCAAAAAGAACAAAGAAAAGUAUCUUAGAUACUAAUUUAGGUUUAUAUCCUUUGAAGCAAACAGCUAAAGUUAAUGUUCAGUACUUUAAAGAUGUUGCAGAAAAUGUUGAGGCAUAAAAAUGCAUGUUUUAUACCUUUUACAUAUUAAGAGGGUGGAUUUUUGUUCUGCCUUUUUAACCAUUAGCUCAUUCCCAAUACGUAGACGGAAACUACAUGAAUGCAGACUUUAGUAGGUAGAGACAGUAGUUCAUGUUAUGGUGCUCUCUUGCUGAUAGUGCAUUCUGCUGCUGGCAGUGGAAUGUGCUCCAUUGUCUCUGUACAGCAUCUAUAUUUUGAGUAACGUUGUGGGGCAGGAAGGGGGGGAGGGACAGGUAAACAAAUGAAGCGAUCUAUAACAUUAUGAGAACGUGUUGUUUCCAUAAGAUAAUAAGAAUUCAACACUAUACAAAAAUAUCAGUGCCUGCUGGAAGUCCACAUUAUUAAUGCAAGCUUAGCCUGAAGACAAUUGAUGUGCACUUUUUCAUGACUACAAUCAACAUCCACUGCCUGAUAUAUAUGUAAAGAACCAUGCCAUCAUGUGUAUUUACAAGCAAUAGGGAUAGGAGCUCAUUUGUUUAGAUUGAGAUCCAUAACCCUGUUGUGUUUUUAUAGCAUACAUUCCAGUUCAGCCAUAACAAGACCCAUUCAUACCUGGAAUUCAGAUACAGGCAACACAGCAGCCUCCGGUGUUGCUAUGACUGUUGGGAGAGAUUGCAGCAGCUUGCAGCCAGCAACUGCAAGACCAGGGCAUGCAUCCUUGGGUUCAGGAGCCAUUACAAUGGCUCUGAAGAGCAGUAAAGCAGUGCUGGCAAUCGUUUCACAGGCCUUUGUGCCUGUGUGAUGUUUUGGAACCUAGGUGUGCCAGAGACUUGCCAGAGUUCAGCUGUAUAAUGGAAGCUGUAUAAUGCCACCCUGGGCUCCUACUGGAAGUGUGGGAUAUAAAACAAAUAAUAAAUAAAUAAAUACAUUUUGUUGACCAUACCUCUUGAGUUCUCCCAGAUAGUUUUCUUUGAGUUUGUGAAAAGAGGUACAGCAUCUCAGUAAGAGCAACCCAUUUCACAGCAUGGGAUGGGAUGCAAGGUUUGAGGGUUUAAAAGAUGUAACUUACUGUACCAGUUUAUAGUCCACUCCCUAGGUGUAUUUGAAUCACAGCAGUAAUGCUGGACCACUUGGAGCCUGAUGCUGGCCAUUCACUCCUUGACGCAGGCAGAAUUCUAGCGGGUAUGUAUCAAAGUGUAUCUAGUAGUAUGUAUCAAUGGCCAAUUACUGUAAGUGUAGAUUUAGAAUGAUAUAGUUAACAACCUUAAGAUCAUCAGAUGCAAGGCCAAGGCACCUAACUAAGUUGUUGAGAUAGGAAUGAGGGUUGAUUUUAUUUUAGCAGGGGUUGGCAGAAAGUACAUUGUGAUUUACUGCUAGAUUGCUGGAAGAUUUGGGGUAGAUCGGAAAGCAUUUCCAAGUCCCAAAUAUCUUAACAAUAGCUACAUUAGAAAAGCUUCCGCCCUUUCUUUCUUGUAUUAGACUGUUAAAAUCUUUGAUCUAUAAUAAGUUAAAUGCUAGAUUUUUUAAAAUGUUGUACAUGUAGAUGAUUGCAGUGUAGAGCUCAUGACUCCAUCCCCGAGCUCUUCUUUUGCACAUGGUUCCAGCUGAUGGACCUUGGGAAUUUUAGUAGUAAACAAAGGUAGAUCCCACAAGCAUGCAGUCUGCUCACAUGUGGCAGAUUUGAGAAUGGUUCACAGUUCUACAUGUCUGCUAAUAGCUUACCAUUUGAAUUAUUGGUACAGGGACAGAUACAUCACAGCAAAACCUGUACGCUCCAUUUCUGGACAAGGACCUAACCACAGACAAGAUGCAAGUGCCAGUAGUUCAAGCACAGUUGUUAAGGAGCAGGUUUCAGCCAUACAAGUCUUUCACUCCUGCUAUACCUGAUAGCCAAUAACAUCCAAGUGACCCCUUGUGUUCUUUACUGGAGCAAUGGGCAGAGGUCAGUAAAAAGAGCUGAGGGUAUCUGUGAAAGGUAGAAAUAUUACUUCUUCUCCCGGCUUGCCAAAUCAAUACCUUAUAAUACCCAACCAAUCCAGUCUUCCAUAUGUAUUAGAAGAACUCUUUUUAGGUUUGACUACUGCUUUUGGCUUGUACAAGGUUCUGAUACAAAUUGGACUAACACAUGGAGUGGAGCGUAAUGCAGGAAAAGCUAGUCAUUCCUAAAUCCAAUCUAUUUCAAUGGAACUUGUGUACACUUUUCUCCUUGUACCCAUUGUGUAUACCAUUCCUUUGGAAAAACCAAUGGAAUAAAUUCCACCUCCAUAAGCAAGAGUAGGAUUUACCUUCUUAUUAAUUAUGUGUAUGCCAAGGUUUCAUCUCUCAAGGAUUUUGGUUAGGUUUCCUGCUCUGAAUAGCCUUACUAACUUUACUACCAUUAAUUCAAAAAGAUGCAAAAUAUUCCCUGUUCCCAGGGGUCUUUGAACUUUUCUUUCUUGAAUACACACACAAACAUCCCCAUCCCCUGGAUGUACACGUACACACACGUACACACACACACACACACAAAAUGAAUCCACAUGGGAAAUUGCUUUUGAAAUUGAAGGAGCUUCAAAAAGAGUUUCUAAUAUGGCAGUGGCUCACCUGUUCAAAGGAGGAAAAAGUCAAAGAUUGCACUGGGCUGUUGCUCUGGAUCCCAGCCACUGAGUACUGCCAAACAGAGACUUCUACAAGUCUUUUAAGAGAUAAUUGUGCUGCUAGAUAGUACAGCAAAGAACAGCUUUAAAGUAUAAAAUUGUAUAUAGAUAAAAAUGCUUAACAAAUAGCCAAGUACAAAAUACUCUAUUUGCUUUGUAAUAUAUUGCAAACUGGUACUAUAUUGCUUCAAUGUUGGAUGCUAGCCAAUGGUAAUCUACUUCUAGGAAAUACAAACGUAUAAAUAUAAAUGUGUUGCUAGGUGGACCAGCUUUUGCUUCUGCUUCCACUUGAAAAUAUAGAAAUCCUGAGAAUAAUAGAAGGAACUACUGCAACUAUUAAAUUGCAUUAAAUAUUUUCUAACAUCUUAUGGUAUGUGUUGUAACCUGAGCCAUAAAAAAAUAUAUUUAUGCCUACAAUAAACUCAGCAAAACCUUUCAUAAAGAAAACUGUGAAUA
Rhineura floridana is the source of this 8192-nucleotide messenger RNA. RefSeq names its product Rho guanine nucleotide exchange factor 10 (gene ARHGEF10). Gene Ontology annotation, cellular component: centrosome. Gene Ontology annotation, molecular function: guanyl-nucleotide exchange factor activity; protein binding. The transcript has 29 exons. Gene Ontology annotation, biological process: actin cytoskeleton organization; positive regulation of stress fiber assembly; mitotic spindle assembly. The record is from RefSeq and is a predicted model, not a curated record. Lineage: Eukaryota; Metazoa; Chordata; Lepidosauria; Squamata; Rhineuridae. The coding region runs from base 424 to 4476 and encodes 1350 amino acids.